GAAAGUCUCAGUUAAUGAUCCACUCGCAUAAAUUUCAUAGCAAAUUUACGUAUGCUUGUAACUUAUGCCCUCGUAAAUUUACCUCUGUCUUUUGUCUGAGAACUCACAAAUGUGUUAAACUUAAGCAAAGUAAAUAUACUGACAAAACAAAACUUCAUUUCAAGGGUAAAGUAAUAGAAGGAGAGCUGAUGAAAUUCAAAUGUGAUCUAUGUAAUGAAAUGUUUGCAAAACAUUGCUGUUUGCAGGUUCAUAUUUAUUUACAUUCUACAAGUCGUUAUAAGUGUCCGGUGUGUAAGAGGACAUUCACAAAGUGGCGUUUUUUGAAACAACAUAUGAUCAUGAAGCAUGGACUACCGUCAGAUUCUGCUGCUGGGAAAGACAAUGAUCCAAAUCUUUUGUCAAAAACAGAUUUUCAAAGUCAUGUUGUGGCAUCUAAAUCGGAGAUGACUUUCAAAUGUAGAGUAUGUUCAGCUUCUCUAUCAUCUAACGGUAAUCUUAAGAGGCACAUGAAAUUGAAACAUAAGAGCAAUGAAUUGUUUAUAAACUGUGAAAAAUGCAUUGAAUGUGCGGAAAUCCUCAAAGACCUUGAGAAACCAAAAGUACGGACGAAAAGAACAUUCCCAUGUAAUUCAUGUGAACAGACCUUCCCAUCAAAAUUAUUGCUGGGAAAGCACCUAAACGACACUCACAACGUCAUCUUUAACUAUUGUAAGAAAUGUUCAAAGAAAUUUUCAAGUCUUUCAAAUUUGAAACGUCAUGAAUUGAUUCAGCAUUCAGGUGAAGGGAAAGUGCAGCGUAAUUUUAUGUGUAACGAAUGUGGACGAUGCUUUACAGCUAAAGAUUCUCUUCGCGUCCACAUGUUCUCUCACACGGGGGAACGACCGUAUAGAUGUAACCAAUGUAAUGCUACUUACUCGCGGUCUAGUCACCUUCUUCGGCAUAUAAAAGUCAAACAUGAGAAUAAGUUGAACAAUAUUUGCAAUUUCGAAGGAUGUGGAAAACGUUUCUACGAAGCAAGCACUCUGAGAAUUCACCAAAGAUCGCAUACAGACGAACGUCCAUACGAAUGCCCACAUUGCCAGCAAAGAUUCAGGACACUGAACAACAGGAGAACACAUUUGAGAACACACGUACCUGUAAAACAGUUUGAAUGUCACAUUUGCUUGCAAGGAUUAUCAACGAAACAUAACUUGUUGCAGCAUCUACAGAGGCACGAGGAUGCUGAAAAAAUGAACCCUGGCUCUGUCCAGUAUGAUCCGAAUUUCAAGUCAAAUAAACGUGUGAUAGUGAAAAAAAUGGAAGACAAGCGGUUUGGAUGUAUGCACUGUCCGAAAAUGUUCACAACUUCUCGGGGAGUUUAUGCUCAUCAGAGAAAAGCCUGCCGGGGUGUCAGAAAAGAAAGAAAUAUUGAAAAUGAUACAAGAUACUAUGUUCUGCAGUCAACCCUGUGAAAUUAAAAGGUACAUUAUAAGUUACCAUAUUUAUUAUCAUCAGAAAUGUUUUAACAGUUGCAGUAAUUAUCUUCAAAUGUAUGACAUUUUGAUGAGUGAUAUAAGUUGUCCUCUGAGAGUCAUAAAUGGUCCUUAUCUUGGAGACAUUUAUUGUUCACUUGGGUCUGCAUUCUCUUUGAGAUAUUUAGCAGAUGUAGAGAACGUUAGAUAAAUGUUGGUAUAAAAUGGACUGCAUAUGUAAACAUUUGUCACAGAAACAGAAAGACAAAGUGGUAUUUUGUCGUACUUAAUACUUAAUCACUUUAACUUUACUUUUAUGGCUAAAUAACAAAAGAGGGUUCAGUUUCAUAGCCAACAGUACCAUUUUAGAGAUAGUAACAGAAACCAAAAGAAAAAGGUUUUGAGAAAUAAAAAUAAUUGCAAUUGUUUCUGUGGCGAGGGUGGCUUAAUGGGCUUUUAAUAUGUAAUUCAUGUCUUAAAUAAUGCACAGAUUGGUACUUGUUAUACUUUUCCAUCAACAAUAAUUAAUAGUCACCAUAUGAAAAUAACUUUCAUUGUGUUUGCCUAUUUUGUAUUUAGUAUUAUACAUGGAAUGAAAUUUUAUCGCGUAUUUUAACAAUUUCAUAUUAUUCACUUGUCUGCGACAUGUACAUACAAUUUAAAUGUGAUGUUCAUUAGAUUGAAACUUGAGAAAUAACUAAGUAUAAUAAAUAUUAAUUUUAACUCAUUCUAGCCUUUUGUCUUUGCAUUAACAGAAGCGAGAUAUAUGCAUGUAUAUAAAAUUCCACACACGAUCAUUUGAUGAAAUCUUAUUGCCAAGUCCAAAUUUUAUUCCGGUUGAAGUAUAUUAAUCAUGACAAAAUGAC
This is a messenger RNA of Ruditapes philippinarum (Manila clam), 2317 nucleotides long. Its product is annotated as zinc finger protein 184-like. Lineage: Eukaryota; Metazoa; Mollusca; Bivalvia; Venerida; Veneridae. The coding region runs from base 15 to 1451 and encodes 478 amino acids. The transcript has a single exon. The record is from RefSeq and is a predicted model, not a curated record. Gene Ontology annotation, biological process: regulation of DNA-templated transcription. Gene Ontology annotation, molecular function: DNA-binding transcription factor activity, RNA polymerase II-specific; RNA polymerase II cis-regulatory region sequence-specific DNA binding.